AGAAGCAGCCGAAAGUUUGUUGUGUUCAGACGCGUUUUCUAAAAAAAAUUAACUCUGUACGAAAGUCAAAUUGAAGACAACUAUGCCGCUUGGCAUAGAUAGAACACACUUUUAUGCUGAAAAGGUUAAGAGACAAGAGAAAGAUUUACGUACCAAAGAUGAAAGAAUUGCUCAACUGGAGACAGAAAAUUCUAUGCUGUAUCUUAAACUUGCUCAAUUACACGGAACAGUGCAAACUGCCAGGCAAGAGAAUGCAUCACUUAAUGGCCAAGUAGAGUCAGAGCAGCAUUUUCGUAGCAAUGUUUCUGAGACAGCAUUCAAAUUACAAAGAGAACUGGAGACCAUCAAAAAUGAUCUCAGAUCAGUCCAAUCCAUUGCCAUAGAUAUUCCAGAGCAGUUUGAAAAGUACACAUCUCAGGCCACCAAAGUUGUCCAACGACACAGACAGGUGUUCCAAUCGCAGAGUUCCAGCAUGACCUCUCUCCAGUCUCAGGUUACCAGCAUGGAGCUAGCUCUACAAGAGAUCACUGAGCGUCAUUCCAAGGAGAAGAAGAGGAGACAGGAACUUCACAAUAUACUUAUGGAGCUGAGAGGAAACAUACGAGUGCACUGUAGGAUCCGCCCACUGAUGGAGUUUGACUGUGGGAAUGAGGACUCCGGCUCCUUAGGAAAGUCAGGGAGUCGCUCUGAAGUGGUGGUUCAUUUUGUGGAUGAUGAGAAUGUAUGUUGUCGUACAGCAAAGCACAACAAAGUAUUUGAAUAUGAAAGGGUGUUUGGUCCAACAGAAUCACAGAAUGGAGUCUUUGAUGAGGUGCAGCCCAUGUUGACCUCCUUGUUGGAUGGGUACAAUAUCUGCAUUAUGGCGUACGGGCAAACAGGAAGUGGGAAGACUCAUACAAUGUUAGGGAGCCAUAAGAAUGAAGACUACAACCCCUCUAGGGAUCCCCACAGAGAUGAAGGGGUCAUACCAAGGGCAGCAAGAGAACUGUUUAGGUUAAUAACGGAGAAGCAGUCUGGCACACACAAAGUAGAGGUCUCUGUUCUCGAGAUUUACAACAAUGACAUUCGAGAUCUUCUGAGCAAUGACCCCAGUAUUAAACAUGACAUCAACACCAGCACGGAUGGCUCUGUCAGUGUUCCUACUCUGUCAUCCAAGCAAGUGGACACUGUUUAUGAUGUCAUGUGUCUCGUCCAGCAUGGCCUGAGAACCAGGAGAGAGUCGGCCACCAUGGUUCAUGAACACUCCAGUCGUUCACACCUGGUGGUGACCCUGACUGUUAUUUCCCAGGCUCCAAGUUUCUUUUCCAGGACUGCCUCUGGAUCAUCUCAAGACUUGCAACGUGAUUUAAGGGGUCGAUCAGUGUCCACAUCAUCAGUUCCUAAUCUUGGCAGCCUUUCCAACACGUGGUCCGGUGCUGAGCAGUCGGCUGCCUCUACACCAGGGAUGGGAGCUGUCAUCCGCACCAAGCUGCAGCUGGUGGACUUGGCUGGAAGUGAAUGUGUGGGUAUGAGCGGGGUGAAGGGAGCCGCUCUCAGAGAAGCCUCCAACAUCAACAAGAGUUUAUCAGCUCUAGCGGACGUGUUAGGAGCCCUGGCAGAACACAGAUCUCACGUACCGUACAGAAAUACCAGGCUCACCCAUCUCCUGCAGGACUCCAUCGGUGGUGAUGCCAAGUUGUUAGUGCUGUUAUGUGUUUCCCCAGCCCAGAGAUACAUCACCGAAUCUCUACAGUGUCUGGGCUUCGGAACCAGAGCCCGCCAAGUCCAGCGUGGCCCAACAAAGCGACGUCUGCCCUCGUCUGCGGAAAAAGUGGACUCCUCAAGUGUGCGAACCAGAUCUGUCUCAACAGUCACGGGACCUAGUUUUAUUCCAAAACCAACUUGAUUUGAUUCACUCUCUACACAAAUUCUGCAGUCGAAAAGUGUCUCUACCAAGCUCCGACAGUUUGUAGAGAACCUAGUGAAUGUGUUCAGUUAUCCAUGUUAUCAAUGUCUGUGAUAUUGUUCAUCUGUGAUAUACACUGUAGUAAAGAUAUGUUGGAUCACUAACAUUUAAUGUGUAAUUACUAGCUGUAUAGUUAACCCAUGGUUUUUGUCCAAAUCAACUGUCGCACGAUCCAUCUAGUACCCAAUUCUGUGCUGUCCACAUAUGUAUAACUUAGUUGAACAUGUGUUCUGAUCUUACACAUGUUCAAGUCUACCUACACUCCAGUAGACAACACACAGGCAGUGCUUGUUUCAAUAUAUCAUGUCAACCUCCUUUACGAAUCGUUUGUUUGUCUACAUCAUGAAUGUCUACAAAGCAUCGAUAUAAAAAGUAUUCUGUAUUUUAAAAUUUUAUUGUUAGUUGUUUUUUUUCCCAAUCCUUUUAUACUACAUGUAUAAUAUAAAGGAAAAAACCUAUAAAUCAUAUUAAACUAUGUUCUUCUACCCAACAUUUGAUGUACAAAAAUUAGAUCAUGUAGUUAGAUAGCAAACAAAAUACACGUAUUUGCUGGUAGUAUAAGGUUAAUGUACACUGUAAUACGCUCAGAAAUUGAACACACGCUUUUAUAGAAUAUCAUGAGAAACGUGAUUCACACACACCAUCCAGAUCUCUGUCAGUGAAAAAUAUUUUGCAUUAGAGCACCUGCUCAUUACAUCAGUACAACAAAGAUUGCUGCAUAUAUAUUGAAUUUAACAUUAUUAUACAAAAUAUGUACGCGAGGUGUCAAAAUAAAUCAGAUCCGUAUUUGAUUAUACGAUAGCUUUUAGACAUUUUUAUUUUUAAUAUCUUUUUACAACUGUUUACAGGUUUUUACAGAAUAUAACCCAUAAAUACCUGUGGCAAACAUUCACGUUAUAAUACGUUAUUACAUGAAUAAUACAAAGCAUUUUAAAAAGAUGUUGAGUAUGUAAUGUCAUUUGUAAAAUGAAAUUAUUAAUUAG
Ostrea edulis (European flat oyster) is the source of this 2928-nucleotide messenger RNA. RefSeq names its product kinesin-like protein KIF25. The transcript is spliced from 13 exons. Gene Ontology annotation, biological process: microtubule-based movement. Bases 83 to 1885 code for a protein of 600 amino acids. Lineage: Eukaryota; Metazoa; Mollusca; Bivalvia; Ostreida; Ostreidae. The record is from RefSeq and is a predicted model, not a curated record. Gene Ontology annotation, molecular function: microtubule binding; ATP binding; microtubule motor activity.